Colletotrichum acutatum is the source of this 487-nucleotide messenger RNA. RefSeq lists its product as uncharacterized. The coding region runs from base 62 to 487 and encodes 141 amino acids. Lineage: Eukaryota; Fungi; Ascomycota; Sordariomycetes; Glomerellales; Glomerellaceae. The transcript has 4 exons. The record is from RefSeq and is a predicted model, not a curated record.
GAUCUCAAUACACCUUCCAUUUGGCCUCACCCGGCAUUCAACACUUUUUUCAAACAACAACAUGAAGUUUUCAGUCUUGAUCCUCCCCGUCCUGGCAUCAGGUAUCACAGCGCUCUACGUCCCCGACAAGCUGGUGCAAGCGUUCCUCAAGGACUCGUCGGAGGGAAACUGCUGCAACGAGACGCCCUGCUUCAUCGGAUGUCCCGUGGAGGGAGUAUUCCGCUAUCGCGUAACGCCCAUGUCCAGAAUUCCUGGGCCGAAAAAGAAGCUGACCCUUUCCGACAUUAGCCUAUCCAACAAGGCAACUCUCGCGGCUCAGGGACCAUUGUCUUCUUUGGCAACCAUUGGUGAUAAAAUAAACAGUGUUCUCAGUGUCUACAAGAUGCUUGCUUCAUGGUCCAGGGUGGUCCUCUUCAAGCUGGUACCCAGGGAUGGUCGUGAUCUAGAGCUGAGACCUACUCUUGAAUUACCUUUACGACCAUCGUGA